Messenger RNA from Acanthaster planci (crown-of-thorns starfish), 2762 nucleotides. RefSeq lists its product as uncharacterized. The record is from RefSeq and is a predicted model, not a curated record. NCBI's taxonomy places the organism in Eukaryota, Metazoa, Echinodermata, Asteroidea, Valvatida, Acanthasteridae.
CAACUGAAUCAAGGUUGUCUGGAAUCACAAAUUAAACAGUUUUGAAAACAGGACAGUGUCGAGAUCAAUAUGAAGUUGAUAUGCCUCCUAAUGACAAAGCUCACCUUGUGAAGGCUUUUCGCAGAUCACAUCGCAAUUUUGCAAAAAUUGUCUUGAAGUUCAUCAAAUUCAACAUAGGCUGGUCAUGAUUACACCUGCAUUGCUCUUAAAGACGACGGUGACAGCCUGAAGUUUGACAAGUCAGAAGUUGCUUGUCAAAUCGCCGCUAUAUCGAUCUGUAUUCACUUUAAAUGUUGCUUUAGACACUUUGAUACAACGCAGCUUCUCUCCUACGAUCUUUGUGCACCGUUGCCCAGGAGAUGCUGGGGAUAUUACAUGUACAUGUGCUACAUCCACAAAACGUCCGCAAUAAUCCGCUUCAAGCGUAUCGACGUUUUUUGCCAUUUCAUUGAUGGUCAGAGUUGAGAAUUAGACUCACAAUGUUACCAUAAUCGAUGCGCUGGUAUUCGUAAUGGUGCAGUGAUGUCAGAGACAGGGAGCGCCCAGGGGCCAAGCUAUGGGGUGUCUUGACGCAGUUAUGUUUAGGCGGCAAAUGCCUGGAUACAGGAUCAGUCAGAACUCAGUAAGUCAACGAAAUAUAUGCAGUUAUGUUUAGACGACAAUACAUGUAGAGUGUACUUGGAUGCAAAAUCAGUCAGAACUCAGAAAGAUCAUGGAAGCGCUGUUAUACCUCAAUGGAAGUGUCGCAUUUUGUCGCAGGUCACUGAUGGCAUGUGGUCAAACAGCUUUCACCUUCCGUCAUGUACCGUAUAGCACCGUGUUCGUAGCCUACAUGAAGUAUUCAUAAAACAAUCUACUCUUUGCAGGGGGGCAAACUUGACUGGGGAAUACAUGUAAUUGCCAUAAACACCUUGCUUUGUUGAAGAAAUGCAAAAGAGAAGCAACGAAUUUACAUAUCAUGACACUUAUUCAAACAGAGCGGCCCUUCCCAACACAGACGUCCAGAGGGCGCUAUUGAAGAGACCAAGAAAAGGCGCAUCCAAGAGAGCAUUUUGAGUCCAAAACUAUGAAGAUGGUGGAUCUGAAGCCGAACAAUUUAUUUGUGCGAUCUUUCUGACGUAUUUUUCUGAGGUACAGGGCUUAUUCUUUUUUUGGGGGGGGACGUCACUGUGCGCCUUCCGCAUGAAACUAAAUGGAAAUUUAUGUGCAUGUAUAGGCUUAUAUACAAGUAGUGCCCCAAAGUUGUGUUAUUCUCUUUGUAUUGCAAACGCAGAAAAAAAAUUGCCUCUUCUUGCGAGGAGGUGUCUCUGCCUCACCUUCUGGAUCUGCCAGGGCAGUCCAAGAAAUAAACCACAUCCAAAAAUAAUGACGAGGCGGUGUCCGAAUUACCUAGCCACGCUCGGCGAUAACAAGAGUGCCUGCCUAAGCCACUAUUUAGUAACAGUGGUUGCAGAGCCUGAAUUCCUGUAGACUUCUCUGUUCAGCCAAGCCGUAGCCAAGUAGUUUGGACACAGCCUAAGGCUGGGAUUAUCCGUAUUGAUCGGGCGUAGCUGUAUACCACACCCCUCCGGAACUGCGAUGGACAACUAUCGAUUAUUUUUAGGCGUACAUGUAGUUCACAGAGUGGCGUUUAAAUCGGUUCGUGAGAGUAAGCAAAUUACACCAACAUUCAUCGUUGUAAACUCGCACUUCUCGUUUGAUUUAUUUCUCGAGACACGCCAAUACAGGGGCUCAGUGCAUUUGAUUAUGAAUGGACGGAAGACUUUCAAACACUCUUGACGCCAAGCUGGUUCCAAACUCACCCUUAACAAUGAGAGUGUCGCACUGGCCAGUCGUCUUAGCUACCGUGACCACACUGCUCUGUGGUGUAUGCAGCGCCCUCAAGUGUCACAUAUGUGAUAGUGUGGAUGGUCCAGGCCAGGACUUCUGUACUGAGGUGAAGUCAGGCGUAGACAGCACUGAACUGACGGGCAAUGUGUCGUAUACCGACUCCACCUGUGAUAAGUAUUGUAUUAAAACUGAAGUCACCCGGGGACCCGAGUACCGGGACCAGCCCGACUACGUGCUGGCCGUGGCCAGGACCUGUGGCCCCAACUGCAUCAACUACUGCUAUCCACUGGCCGCCACGGAAGUGUGCAUCCACUGCUGCAAGACGGAUCUCUGCAACGGAGCGUGCGUGUUGAACUUUGACACGGCAGCCAUAUCCGCAGGAAUUUUCCUACACGUCGUGGCUCAGCUGACAACCGGUUAAUGCAGCUUUCCCUGGCGCGGCCGCCUCGACAUGUCGUGAAGGAAGAGUCUGGUGAGCUCCUUGCGACUCUGAACCUUCCGCGUUGCCAUUCUGCCUGGUUGUUUUGAUCAGAGGUGAUAUCGGCGCAGUCAACCACAAAUCAAGUUGCGAGUCAGUCAACGGUGUGUUAAAAAUAAACACUGGCAUGGAAAUGGCCCCAUUGCAGGUAAUUCAAAGAGAGUUGUAACUUGGAUGACCUCAGAUUAACUAUAUAGUGAUAGUUUGUGAUGAUUUGUCCUUACCUGAUCACAGGAAUGGUUGCACUGAGCUCAUCUUGAUGUAAACUCGUACUAGACAGCACGAGUUGAACUCGUUAAGUUAUUAGCCACUGAAGGCGUUUCCUUUAUCGGAUUGACUGCGAUGAUGGACUGCGUUUAAUUUCAGUACAUUUUGGUGUCGUAAACAUUAAAUUUUAUGGAUAAUACUUGCGAUUCACAUGAGUGCCCCUCUAAGAGUUUGCAACGCGUUGGCC